AGCUGAACGAAGCCCAUUUCAUCUUUUGCAUACUUUUAUUGAAAUUAUCGUAUACUUUUGAGGAUAAAGAACCACUUGCGAUUUUGAAGACAACGAGGAGGCGGAAUGGUUGACUACGAGCAUUUCCUGAACCAGCUGCGACAAAAGGAAGCGUCGCCGCUAAUGAACCAUUUUCGAGGGUUUUUGGCACGAUUCAACUCGGAACGCCGCCCCAUAAUGCAGCAACGAAAGCUGGUGGCCAGCUUUUUACACUUUAUAUAUGGCGAAUCUUUGCAGAACGAGCUAUUCGCAGAGGCUGCAGAAGAUGCUGAGUUGGAGAACAUCCGGGAAGGGUGGGAAAAGCUCGUGAUGAUGAACAUUUAUGAUCAAGUGUUUGGGGCACCGGGUACUGAUGACGUGAAAAUGGGACUUCAUUUACAACGGAAGAUUGAGACGUUCCAGUGGCUCCAAGAACAUCACUUGGAUCUUCCAUUUUCCUUUCAUCACAACCUGGAGGUUGCCCAAGCUGAGCUUCUUCGCUUGAAUGGGUUUCGCGCUCCCCGUGACAAACUUGUGAUUCUACAUAACACUACGCAAAUCGUUGCAGAUCUUAUCCGCAAAGCAUCGGACGAGAAUGCCGGAAACGACCAUCUUCUUCCCACCCUCAUUUUGACAAUUGUUCGCGCCAAUCCCCCCAACCUGAUCGGCAACAUCAAGUACAUCAUGCGGUUUCGGAAUCAGACCGAGCUCGAGAAAGGGCCGAAUCAGUUUUGCUUGACGAAUAUGAUGAGCGCUGUCAGUUUCAUUUACAACAUGUCUCCAAAGAGCUUGACAUUGAGUGAUGAAGAAAAGGUGAAAUACGGGGUGGCAAAGGACCUUCCUCCGCGACCAGGCGAAGGCUCAUCCAUGCAACGGUCAGACUCGACUCCACAGGUUUCGCAACUAGCUUCCAAAGUAUACACAUCGACAUCAGGGUGGUUUAAUACGUUAAUCAGGGAGGCGAAGAUAUUUGGUGAGCAGGCAGCAGGAAAAGUGGACGGAUUCGUCAAUCAGGUGAUGGCGGACAGCGAUGAAGAAGAAAAUGACGGGCAGACGGGAAAGAAUAGACCGCCAUUGCCGCCGAGGCAACAAUCGGGGCAGAACGUAAAUUCCUAUCCUGGAAACAUAAAAACGACUGGGCCACAGACCGCAAAUGAACAGUGGAUGAUGGAAGCGUCACCGACGGUUUCUCCACUAAGUCCUGUUCCGGGACUUGGCGAAGAACCCCGUGCUACCCCUUCACCUCCUACAAGACCCACGGGUGAGCUGUCGCGACAGCAGGAGGCGGAAAUGGAAGAUUUUGAGCUACAGUUGGCGAUGGCCCUCAGUUUGUCCAGUAUGGAGGAGGAACGAAAGCGACGAGAAGAGGUCCCGGCAGGCGGUACCGGAGAUCUUAUGGACGCAGGUCAAGAAGAUGCCAGUACAACCAAGGAAUCAUUGUCCCCUAAACCGACCUCUGAUGGAUCAAACAGUGGAACAAUACCAUAUUCAAUCCCAGGCACAGCAGGGGAGGCGGUAUCGCCGCCAACCACGGAGGUCGCAAAUACCGCAGUCUCUGAUGGAUCCUCCGAAGUGGACGUGCCACUUUCGAAAAGCGAUACCGCCAAAGCAACAGACCCAACCCCUGCCCAGCAAGAGAAGGAAAGUCUAAUCUAGGGCUCUACUGUUUCUAGGGGUACAUCAGGAGAGAAAUGUAUGGUAGAUUCAACUUGCAUGUGAAUAAUAGUGUAUAUUUUGCUUACGCCGUGAAGUAAAGAGACAGUGAUAGCUUAAUAUCGGGGAAUGGUUUUACACUUGUAGGGAUCCUUUACGCGCGGUUAAGCUUCUCUAAUUCUUCCCUUAAUGCUGCAGCAACUGCAUCUCCCA
This is a messenger RNA of Spizellomyces punctatus DAOM BR117, 1884 nucleotides long. RefSeq lists its product as uncharacterized. The record is from RefSeq and is a predicted model, not a curated record. Gene Ontology annotation, cellular component: cytosol; endocytic vesicle. Lineage: Eukaryota; Fungi; Chytridiomycota; Chytridiomycetes; Spizellomycetales; Spizellomycetaceae. The transcript is spliced from 5 exons. Gene Ontology annotation, molecular function: small GTPase binding; guanyl-nucleotide exchange factor activity. Gene Ontology annotation, biological process: vesicle-mediated transport. Bases 106 to 1674 code for a protein of 522 amino acids.